AUGGGAUGUCGCCCAUCGACACCCCGAUCUGCUGCAGGAUUAUCACCUGAACCAUCCACUGAAGAGCAAGAGGACGAUGAGAAAUCGAAAAACCAGAUGUAUCGUCCUUCCAUAGAAAGUCUGCAGCCUCCAGAUACUCAGGACGAUUUGAGUUCUGAAGGUAUGAGGUAAGA
Cylicostephanus goldi is the source of this 173-nucleotide messenger RNA. The record is from the annotation of a GenBank genome assembly. NCBI's taxonomy places the organism in Eukaryota, Metazoa, Nematoda, Chromadorea, Rhabditida, Strongylidae.